Messenger RNA from Myxozyma melibiosi, 548 nucleotides. Its product is annotated as mitosis protein DIM1-domain-containing protein. The transcript has 7 exons. The record is from RefSeq and is a predicted model, not a curated record. Lineage: Eukaryota; Fungi; Ascomycota; Lipomycetes; Lipomycetales; Lipomycetaceae. Gene Ontology annotation, cellular component: U5 snRNP; spliceosomal complex; U4/U6 x U5 tri-snRNP complex. The coding region runs from base 103 to 534 and encodes 143 amino acids. Gene Ontology annotation, biological process: mRNA splicing, via spliceosome.
AUUUCCACAUAAUUCCCACACGUUUAGUUCGCCAACUGCCGUCGUAGACUUGCAUACGUUGCUGUAUUUAUAGCGGAUCUGUUGAGAAAAGUCUGAAAAGUCAUGGGAAGUGUGUUUUUACCGCAUCUUAGGACUGGGUGGCACGUCGACCAAGCUAUUCUGUCUGAGGAGGAGAGAUUAGUCGUCAUCCGCUUCGGACGAGAUCAUGACGAACAAUGCAUGCUCAUGGACGAGCUGCUGUACCGGAUUGCCGACCGAGUCAAGAACUUUGCGGUGAUUUACGUGUGCGAUAAUCAGGAGGUGCCUGAUUUCAACAAGAUGUACGAGCUAUACGAUCCUUGCACGAUUAUGUUCUUCUUCAGGAACAAGCAUAUGAUGUGUGAUUUUGGCACCGGAAACAACAACAAACUGAACUGGGUGCUCGACGACAAGCAAGAGCUUAUUGAUAUCAUCGAAGCAAUCUACAAGGCGGCCAAGAAAGGUCGCGGUCUUGCUAUAAGUCCAAAGGAUUACUCCACCAAAUACCGAUACUAGAUAGUCCUCCAAUG